Molecule: messenger RNA, 6495 nt
Organism: Urocitellus parryii (Arctic ground squirrel)
Lineage: Eukaryota; Metazoa; Chordata; Mammalia; Rodentia; Sciuridae
Gene: Slc38a1
Product: solute carrier family 38 member 1
Biological process (GO): L-glutamine transport; amino acid transmembrane transport
Cellular component (GO): plasma membrane
Molecular function (GO): L-glutamine transmembrane transporter activity
Source: RefSeq, a predicted model, not a curated record
GUGACACGCAGCUUUGGUUGAAAGCGGGCGCGCAGAAGGGGAGGAGACGGUGGAGGAAUGGCCUGACUUUCCCGGUUAAAACAUCUUAAGCCCCAGACUGCAGAAGGACCACGCGCCUCCCAGUAGGAAAUGACUACGGCUCGAGACCCUGAACGCCAGAGCGUGUCGAUGACCACCUUUUUUCCCUGCCCUGGGAGCCAGACCUUGACACAAAGGACAUCAAACAGCAGUUGGGAAUAUCCGGAAGGGCGGACACUUUGACAUCGCCUUUUGCCACCUUUCCCUUUAUUUCCCAAGAUACUUACUGAGUGUCUCCAGUGUGCCAGGCAGCGGAUCUAUGCGCAUAGAGGAACCUUGGAAUGCAAUACAGCAGUACGUAUCCAGUGAUCAUCUCUUCUUGCUGAUUUAACAGGGGUAUCACACAUAUAUAUUUGCUGCUAUCUGCUACUACAUACACUCAAAACGAGAAAUUUGGACUAAUUGUUUUGACUAUAAAUAACUUCUAAACAUGAUGCAUUUCAAAAGUGGACUCGAAUUAACUGAGUUGCAAAACAUGACAGUGCCCGAGGAUGAUAACAUUAGCAAUGAUUCCAAUGAUUUCACCGAAGUAGAAAAUGGUCAAAUAAAUAGCAAGUUUAUUUCUGACCGUGAAAGUAGAAGAAGUCUCACAAACAGCCAUUUGGAAAAAAAGAAAUGUGAUGAAUAUAUCCCAGGAACGACCUCCUUGGGCAUGUCCGUCUUUAACCUGAGCAAUGCCAUCAUGGGCAGUGGGAUUUUGGGACUCGCCUUUGCCUUGGCCAACACUGGAAUCCUUCUCUUUCUGAUACUUUUGACUUCAGUAACAUUGCUGUCCAUCUAUUCAAUAAACCUUCUAUUGAUCUGUUCCAAGGAAACAGGCUGCAUGGUUUAUGAAAAGCUGGGAGAACAAGUCUUUGGCACCACAGGGAAGCUGGUCAUCUUUGGAGCCACCUCUCUACAGAACACUGGAGCAAUGCUGAGCUACCUCUUCAUAGUAAAAAAUGAACUACCCUCUGCCAUAAAAUUUCUGAUGGGAAAGGAAGAGGCAUUUUCAGCCUGGUAUGUGGACGGCCGAGUUCUGGUGGUGAUGGUUACCUUUGGCAUAAUUCUCCCUCUGUGUCUCUUGAAGAAUUUAGGAUAUCUUGGGUAUACUAGUGGAUUUUCCUUGAGCUGUAUGGUCUUUUUCCUCAUAGUGGUUAUCUACAAGAAAUUUCAAAUUCCCUGUGGUUUUCGAGAGCUAAAUUCAACAGCAAAUGCUAAUUCAACAAAUGCUGACAUGUGUACGCCAAAAUAUGUUACUUUCAAUUCUAAGACCGUGUAUGCUUUACCAACCAUCGCAUUUGCAUUUGUCUGCCACCCAUCAGUCCUGCCAAUCUACAGUGAGCUUAAAGAUCGAUCACAGAAAAAAAUGCAGAUGGUUUCAAAUAUCUCCUUUUUCGCCAUGUUUGUUAUGUACUUCUUGACUGCCAUUUUUGGCUACUUGACAUUCUAUGACAAUGUACAUUCAGACCUCCUUCACAAGUACCAGAGCAAAGAUGACAUUCUCAUCCUGACAGUGCGGCUAGCUGUCAUUGUUGCUGUCAUCCUCACCGUGCCGGUGUUAUUUUUCACAGUUCGUUCAUCUUUAUUUGAACUGGCUAAGAAAACAAAGUUUAAUUUAUGUCGUCAUGUCUUGGUUACCUUCAUACUCUUGGUUAUCAUCAACUUGCUGGUGAUCUUCAUACCCUCCAUGAAGGAUAUUUUUGGAGUCGUAGGAGUUACAUCUGCUAAUAUGCUUAUUUUCAUUCUUCCUUCAUCUCUUUAUUUAAAAAUCACAAACCAGGAUGGAGAUAAAGGCACUCAAAGAAUCUGGGCGGCCCUCUUUUUGGGCCUGGGGGUGCUGUUCUCCUUGGUCAGCAUCCCCUUGGUCAUCUAUGAUUGGGCCUGCUCAUCCGGUAGUGACGAAGGCCACUGAGACCAGCCAGAAAAGAAAGCAUUCCGGUCUGCUGCUCAUCAAGUCUCCACACAUCAGCAACUCCUCAUCACUUCUUUUGCAAGUUCACAGAAACAACAGAAAAGUACAAGAUACUUAAAAUGGAACAGCACUUUGGUUGCAAAUUGGAGGCCUGUUUCUGUAACAGUUUGUGCCCCUCCAACAUUUGGGAUCUCUUUAGGAAUGGUGGACCUUUCCCCCUAUCCUCAAAUUUCAUGCACUUAUAUUAUAAAGUACUUUUCAAGUCAGUUUCCAUUCUCCUAACUCUGUUUUUGUGGCUUUGUAGUCUCUUAGAAUUUUGAAAACAUGAUCACCAAUCGUGUUGACUUAUUAUAUAUCCAGGUUCUGAGAUAAUUUUCCUACUGAUGUUCAGCUCACACUAUCUGGGUCUUUUUAGAAAAGAAUCUUGAAUUGUAUAUAUUUAUUUUGCUUUAUAGGAAAAAAACCAGUUUUUCGUAAAUAAUUUGCCUAUUUUGGUUGACAUAGCACACCAAGUUAAUCAUAUGGGAGUCAUAGGGUACGUGCCAUUGCCUAAUCUGAGCACGCCCAUUGUUUGAGGCAGCUCAGAUCAGGGCCGUCCAGCUGCCUAGCAGGUACAACAUACUGCUCCCAUGAAAGAUAUUCCCUUGUGAGUGUCCUCAGAUAGGAAGAGGUUGGAAUAAUACCUUCAUAAAUAUAUUAAACUACACAUUUAUCUAAUCUUGCAAAUGAAGUUUGUUUUUUUUUUUUCCUUUUAGAAUCUUAGGUCAGAGUUCCUCUAGGCUAAGUGAGCUUCUACUGGGGGAGACCCCUGGCACCUGCCAUAAAAAGAUUGUCCAAGAUGCCUAAGAAAAUACUCCUCUGAUGUAGAUAGCCUUUAACUCUACACCUGUAUCAUUGAAGUGAGGGAAAUAUUUUAUUGAGUUUAUAAGCCCAGCAGCAUUUAUUUAGUCAUGUCCACCAGCUUUUUGUCAUAGAGAAUAAUGUGUCCCUAACUAAGGACGAUCUAGGUAAGUAAUUCCUAUUUUAUAUUGGGUACUUUAGGAGAGUCUUUAAUAGACUUGUUUUAUAUAAUAAAUCUAGGUUAUUACAAAUACAAGAUUUUUGUACCUCAAAUAAGCCUCAUUUCUCUUUCUUCUCCAUUAACUUUCCAUCCAGUCUUGAAAAUAAGCUUUCAGAGAGUCUUUGUGAAGAACCUUUGGUGAAAUCACUGUGUACCUUCCUUUUCCCCACAGGGAAGACGAGGGCCUCAGAGUCCGCACUCUCUCUCUUCUCAUUACUGUUCAUCUCAGCGUGGUUUGUGCAGCACAGAGUUGCCCCAAACUCUUACUCAGUCCCUCCCCUAAAGGGAGUGGAAAGAAACUAUGAAGAGAUGAAAUGAGAGAGCUUGUGACAAGGUAGCUGGAACAGGAAUGGGGGACACAAAGGACACCCAGAUAGCAACCCCCAAAGCUGGGCCAUCCCAUCACUUGUGAUUGGCAUGUCCCUGUCUUAUGAAUGGUAAGAAAUGUGCAUGCUCUGUGAGCUGGUCUCUUGAAACAGGGCUUAUGCCUUAUCUAUAUGUAUUCUGGUUGCAUUUUCUAAACAUGUAAGUUCACCGAGCACAGAUUUCUUAUCUGGAGAUAAGUAGAAUCUAACCACAGAUGGUUGGCAGAGUUUCCAGGCACUUAGCUCUGGCUUCUGUUCCUUCCACCUUGACUCCCUGACUCCCCAAAGGGCUUUGCUGUCACUGAGAGUCGGUCACAGGGAACUGUCCCCCCCCCCCUUUUUUUUUUUUACAAACUAAUGUCUGUAGAUAAGGCAGGCAUCAAAGCACCUGUCACAGUCCUCUUGGAGGAGAAUGAAAGGUUAUUUCCUGCUUUACACCAUCAUAGCUUUUAAUGUAAUACUGCAGAAUGACAUCCAUAUGGAGUCAGAGUUCAGGCAACUGGAUUUGAUCGCCUGACCCAGAUCCCAGUACCUUAACCUAGUAAGUCCACAGCCAUCUUGUCCUUUUUAGAAGAAGUAGUUUCCAUGUUAACAUGAGCAAUGCUAGAAACUGAGCAUUUCUAUUUCACCAAGUAAUGAAAUAGUCAGAGAAUGGGAUGACCCUACAUUAAAAAAAAAAUACAUAAUUUAGUUUGCAAGCUAUACUACUAUGCAUCUUUCUAUUUUCUUCAUUACUCAGUUCAUUUUAUAUUCACAAAGUGAAUUCAGAAAAUUAUUAAUUCUGGGUUGUGUAGUGAUAUUCUUUGGAUCUCUGGAUUUUGUGUGUCAGUAUGAGAAAUUUGUUAUUUAAGAUAUAUUUAUUUAGAGGAAGCACAUUAUUGUUGAUGUCUGUUAUUCACAUUUUUCAACCUUUCUUUGUAAGUUUAGUUGGUUGUUAACUGACUAUUAUAGACCCUACUGUAAUUUGUCAAAUAUUACUGAUUAUAUGACUUGUAUGGAAUUCACUAUGAAGUGUACUGCUAUUCUUAUUCAAAAUAGUGCACUGGUAUCCAAAAAAUAACAUGUAUUGCAGAUGUUAGGUAGAACUUAAGCAGCACAAGUCAAGUGCUAUAGAUGUUUUUCUGCUAAAUUAGUAGACUAAAGAUACUGUAUCUUAGCCAGAGGAAGCAGCACGUUUUCCUUUGGUAGAUAGGAUCUCUAUACUAGUGAACAGUGUCAGUUUCAUACUGUGGAUUUAGAACUGUUCUCUGGUUAUGGUAACACAGAAUACUACAAAUCCCUAAUUUACUUCAUGUCACUUAUUGGAAGUGGGGGUAGCAAAACAUGCCCAGGAAGAAAAUCUACUCUUUUUAGGCAUAGGUAGCCACCAGUUAUAAGGAAUUUAUAUUGUGAAACUUUGUGGGUUGUUUGCAACCUGGAAUGUAUUUUCCUUUAGAAAUCAGGUUAGGCACCCAGACCAGCUAGAAAUGAUUAUCAGACCCAUAGUUUAGCUGAAAUUGAAUAAUUUAAUAUGACUGCAAAAGGAACCAAGCCACCAAAUACGACUGGUUCCUGGGGGUGUUUGUUCAGAGCUGUCAAGAACAUCUCUGCCUGUUGCUAGUGGAAUCUAGACUGUUCAUCUCAGCCACAUAUCACCUGCUGGACAGAAUAAUGGUCUCCAGCAAAGAUGAGGGAGAAAAAGUCCAGAAAGCCUGGGGGUAGGAGGAGUGGAAGCAGGAUGAGGGGCCUCCAGGGGCGGGGGAUUGUAAGCGUUCCUCAGCUGGUACCUUUUCUUUCAUCCGGGGUCUCAGGCUGGACUUCUUUUGCUCCCAUAGUUCACCUCCUUUCCAGCCCAUUACAGAAAAGGACAUCACUGCAUAGCUUUUCCUAUGUACCAGGGUGUGGUGGAGGCCAGCACAUGACACUUGGAAUAGCCUUAGUGCUCUUGAUUGCAGUUUAAUUGCCCAGUAACCACAGGAAGGGUAAAAAGUCUCCACUUUCCUUUUCACAUACACCCUGUUGGAAAAAAAAAAAAAAAAAGAAAGAAAGAAAGGUACACAUCAGUUAGGGGGUGGAGGUAGGCAAAGGGCAGUGGUAAAAUUCCUCAGCAUCUUAGAGGACACCUCCCUUACUGCCAAGAGAGACUUCUUCCUGGAGCUGGACUCAAGCCUCCAAGCUGGUGGUUCUCAAAGUGCAUCCCCCAGACCAGCAGCAUCAGCAUCAUGCAUGAACCUGUUAGAAUGCACAUUCCCAGGCCUGGCUUCAGACUGAAAUUGGCCGCUCUCAGAAAGGGGCAGCAAUCUGAACAAGGCCUCCAGGUGAUGCUAAUGCACAUCAAGUUUAAGAACCGCUCUGGACUAAUUAGUUCUCUCCAUGAGUCCUAAUUCAGAAGAUAGUUUCCAGGCAAAAAAAAAUGGGAGCCCAGUCAGGGAGGGGAGGAAAACACCUCAGUGACUCUGCAAUGGCAGGAAAAGCAAAGGAAUCUCUUGCUGUCACCCGCUGUGCCCCCUCCCUCCAGAAUUACCAGUGCAGGUGCACACUCCAAAACUACACUUAGGGUUACUUCAGGUAAGGCACAGUGAGGAUGACAUUUUUAUAGCUGUGAAGAAAUCAAAGUAAGGCUUUUUUUUUUUCCUUUUCUUUUUUCUUUUUUUGAGGGAAAUUAAAAGAAAAUCCCUUUUGUAAAUGUAACCUUGGAGGAAAUACUGAAUUUGUGUCAGAAGUCAGUUUGCCACAGAGUGUGUUCGUGGGGGCAUCAAUCCUGUCCUCCUUUUAAAGUGAAUUCGCAGUCAGUGGUAGAGCACUUGCCUAGCAUGCACAAGGCCCUGGGUUCUAUCCACAAUGUAGCAAAAAUAAAUAAAGUGAAUUCUCUCCUGAUAGGUCUACACUGCUAAAGGAACUACAAACUGCUCUGAAAAGUAGCAAUUUGGCUCCAUUGCAGUGUAGCCCAGCAGUGGAGGGCACUAGUAAUUGGGGUGGGUAGAAGGUGGUGAUAAUACUGGAUAUUUGAUUUUGUGCCUUGGAGAAAAACCUUCCCUCCAUUUUUCAGUUUAAAUGACUUGGGGCUUAGGAAGGGCAUAGGCUUUAAGACUAAUUCCCUCCCUCAAGCAAAUGUCCAG